This is a messenger RNA of Sorghum bicolor (sorghum), 1059 nucleotides long. RefSeq lists its product as uncharacterized. The coding region runs from base 181 to 885 and encodes 234 amino acids. The transcript has 5 exons. The record is from RefSeq and is a predicted model, not a curated record. NCBI's taxonomy places the organism in Eukaryota, Viridiplantae, Streptophyta, Magnoliopsida, Poales, Poaceae.
CGGCACCAGGCAGGCAGAGGCACCGGCGAAAACGAACAAGUCCACGUCCACCACCUCUCGGGAAUCCACGACCACCACAGGAAAAAGAGACGAGCGCGGCGCCCCUUUAUCCGCGAUCACCUGUGUUCCUCGCUGCCGCUGCAUCUUCUUCGGACCCGCCUCGCGCAGUGCACCGUUCCCAUGGCCGAUUCAGCCGCGCUCUCCACCUCCCUCCCCCGCUCGCUGGCGUCCAGGAGGCCCCUCUCGUCCCCUCUCCACGCCAGGGCCAGAGCCCGCUCCCAGCUCGAUUCGCGCUCGCUCCACCGGUUGCGUGCUCGGGCGGGGAAGGACGAUCCGGAGGACCUCUACGGACCCUACCCAUGGGACCAGCCCUUGGAUCUCACCACUGGGUUCGACAUUCAGUGGGUGCCAGAAGACAGAGUCACGCUGUUCACUUCUGAUGGGCUGAUCCAAAUUGGGGGUUCCCUGGUUCCUCGCCGAGUUAGUGCUUCUGAGAAGAGGCAACGGAAACUGAAAAGCGCACAAAAGUUGCGCCGGUUUCAGGAGAGCUCUUACAUGGAUCCAAAUCAAAGUCUUUGCCUUGGAGCACUAUUUAACAUAGCAGCAACAAAUGGCCUAGACAUGGGCAGAAGAUUAUGCAUCUUUGGCUUUUGUCGUUCUAUUGAAAUGUUAAGCGAUGUAGUGGAAGAUACAGUAUUGGAGCAUGGUGGCGAGGUUGUCACUGCAGAGAAAGCAAGCAAUGACGGCCUCCAGGAGAAGCUAAUCAUGUCUGUCGCAGUACCAUUGCUGUGGGGUGUUCCUCCAGCAUCAGAGACCCUCCAUGUCGCUGUGCGGAGCGGUGGAGGUAUUGUCGAUAAGAUCUAUUGGCAGUGGGACUUAUUCUAGGAUGUCCGGAGCCAAAACGUUAACAAAAUUGAUUCCACGAUGUAUAUACAUAUAUCUCUCUAAUUCUCUGCACGCAUUGUGCAGGAAGUGUAAACUUAGUAUCUACCUGUACAGUCCCGGUCACCCUUGUGCAUAUAUAAAAAAACUCUGGGGCCACGUCUCAUUUUUCAUGCA